CUUCUCCAUCACUCUGCUGCUUCUUUUUCCCAACUGUGAAGAAGAGUAAACCAGAGAAGUGAGGGUUUGGAAAAUGGGCGUCGGAGGCAAAUUCUGGGACUUGCUAAAGCCCUACGCCAAACACGAAGACCCUGAUUUCCUGAGGGACAAACGAGUCGCUGUUGAUCUUUCUUACUGGAUCGUCCAAAACGAGACCGCCAUCAAGACCUACGUCCUCAACCCUCACCUCCGCCUUACUUUCUUCCGGACCCUCAACCUCUUCUCCAAGUUCGGCGCUUUCCCGGUGUUUGUUGCCGAUGGGACUCCUUCGCCGUUGAAGUCUCAGGCGAGGAUAGCCCGAUUCUUCAGAUGCUCGGGAGUUGAUGCUGCCCGUUGGCCGGUGGCUGAAGAAGGUGUCUCCGUGGAGAGAAACGGGGCGUUUUUGAAGUGUGUUCGGGAGUGCAUUGAAUUGCUUGAACUCUUUGGGAUGCCGGUUCUUCGAGCCAAGGGCGAGGCUGAAGCGUUGUGUGCCCAGCUGAAUCGGGAGGGUCAUGUAGAUGCCUGUAUCACUGCUGAUAGUGAUGCUUUCCUCUUUGGUGCUCAGUGCGUGAUUAAAUCCAUCAAACCCAAUUCUAAAGAGCCAUUUGAGUGUUAUCAUAUGUCAGAUAUUGAAGCUGGUCUUGGGUUAAAGAGGGAACAUCUAAUAGCCAUUUCUCUCUUGGUUGGAAAUGAUCAUGAUCUUAGAGGAGUUCAAGGGAUUGGAAUUGAUAAUGCUCUUCGGUUUGUUCAAAGUUUUGGUGAAGAAGAGAUAUUAGAUAAUGGGAAGGCUCCUUUUCCUCAGGGUGGUCCAAAAGUCGUAGGCAGUCCCAUGCUUCUUGCAGAUGACAGCUCACCAAAGUUGAGACCUGCUCACUGCUCAGUUUGUGGCCAUCCUGGCAGCAAGAGAGCACAUUCAAAGUCAUCUUGUCAGGAUUGUCAUCCCAGUGGCGGCUAUCUAAUGUGCAUCAAAUCCUAGUGGGUCUGACAAUCACUUGUGAACUUUGACUUGGCAGGAGAGAGAGGCAAGGCAGCUGAAAAGGCAUGAAAACUGGUACACGAAAGUAUGUGAGAAGAUAGCCAGGGAGCAGAAUUUCCCAAACGAUGAAAUAAUUGAGAUGUAUUUGUGCAAUGAUAACGGAAACAUCACUGAUGGUGGUUCCUGUAUUUCAUGGCAGCAGCCUGAAACUGACAUGUUGGUUGACCUUUUGGUGUUUCGACAGCAUUGGGAACCCUCUUAUAUCAGACAGAGGUUGCUUCCUAUGCUGUCCACCAUCUACCUGAGAGAAAUGGCACAACAGACAGAGAAGAAUUCUAUGUUGAAUGGGCAAUAUGAAUUUGAUUCAAUUCAGCGCAUAAAGAUCAGGUACGGACACAAAGCUUUGGUUGUGAAGUGGAGGAGAGGAGGAAGCUCAAUUGGCAGUGACCGCAAUUUGUGUCUUGUUGAUGAUAAAGACCAAAAAAAGAUUGUGGAGAUUGUUGAUGAGAGUUCUGAUGACUCGGAAGAAUGGGAAGAAACUGGGGUUCAUGUUGAUAAUGAGGGUCAGUUUGUCCUGACAGAUGAACAUAUGGAACUUGUCCGUGGUGCAUUUCCCGGCGAAGUUAGUAAAUUCUUAUUGGAAAAGGAACUUAAAGAAUCCAAGAGAAAGCGUUCUAGAACAGGAGGAUCCGGUAAUAAGUCAGAAAACCUGAAGUCGAGAGGUGUCCAACUUUCUAUUACUGAAUUUUAUCGGUCCAGCAAAAUGCAAGUUUCUGCUAAUCAAGGAGACACAGCCAAUCGUUCUGAAAGUCAUGACAAGGAAAUCAAGAACACCUCCACAUCACCUCUUCCAAAGUCAGUUAGACGCCGCCUUCUGUUUAAGUAGGAUAUGAAAAAGUUGUAAUGUAAAGCUGCUUUUAACUUUUAGUCUCAGAAUGACAUUUCUCGAUGUAGAUAAGCUGAGCAUUAACAUUUCAUCUGACUCUAGAGUAGCUUAAGGGGCUUUUUGUGAGCAGUGGAGUAGAGUAGCCUUCUCCGUGGUGUAAAGUGUAGUUGGUCCUUUUGUAAUUUAUAAAUACUUCAAAGUUUGGUCUACUAGUGCAAUUUAAAGCCAUAUACUCAAUCACUACAUGCCUUUCCUUUGCAAUGGGCAGUAUCUUUCUCCUUCAGUGCUUCAAUAGUGAAUAACAGAUGAUUAGCUCAUCAGAACUUGACACUGCUUCUUCACAAUGUACCGACAGAGAUCUAGAUAUUGUAGCAAGGCUGGCUAUGGUGUGCUAUUCUAUAGUCAAGGAAAAUGAAGUACAAGUUGGAAUGGGGUUACUUUGAACAGAUAUUGAGAUUCGGUGCCAUUGCCUCUCGGAUUUGAAAUCAUCAGUAAUCUUAUGUAAACCAAUCCCAUCUGAUUCCUGAUUUUCCAUGUGUAGGUGUCUGACUAUGAAGGCUGGUCAUAGCAAAGUAGUACCUCUGCUUCAAGUGUAAACAAUGCUGAAUUCUAGCCAGUUAUGUUUCGUCUUACACGAAGUAUUUGUUAAGAUGGGGUAGUUGAAUAGCUUACUCUUAGACCAAAAGUGCUAGACUUGAUAAAAAAACUGCGUGAAGAGUACGAGGUAUGGAGUGGGUCUGCUUACCUGCUGAUUGUUGAUUCAUUCUUGCUAUUCUGGCCCGGUGGUCUAUUCCAGUGAUAUUCUACUCUGAAAUCAACCUUCACUCUCUCUUGGCAGGAAAUUGUUCCUGCAGACUGUCUAUCCUCGUUGAAAGAUCUUGAAAGAUCUUGGGUAUCGGCAUCUAAAGGAGCAAGCAUCUAUUUUCUUCUCUCAGUAUAAGGGACUCUGUUUGCAAACCAGUAUCCGCUUGAACCAAUCAUAUUUCCCCCCAAUUUUGUAAUUUUUAUUACAACGAUCAUGAUCUAUGAGAAUGAUUUUUCAACUGAAACUAAUGAAACUGCUGAGGAUUAUUCCUUAGGUGUCAGCAUCUUGUUACUAGAUUGCGAUUCUGUGUGUUCGACGAUUCUCUCCAAAAUGCUUCGUGCCUCUGGCUAUACAGUUACAACUGCUAAGUUAGCCAAGGAGGCACUCUACAUCCUGCAGCACAGACAAGGUGAAAUUGAUCUGGUCCUUACAGAGUUGUACUUGCCUGACAUGGGCAAAUAUGAGCUUCUGGAGACGAUAAGGGAAAUAUCUACAUUGCCAGUUGUGGUAUUGUCCUCCGACAUCAGCGAGAAUGUGAUGCUAGGCUGCCUAUUCAAAGGUGCAGCAUUUUACAUUCCCAAACCUGUCAUUAUGCAAGACAUCAAAAACCUGUGGCAGUUCUCUUUUAUGACGAGACAAAACUCCCUGAAGAAGCUUGGAAGAAGAACGAGUAAGUGUCCGGAGAUGCCUCUCUAUGAGAAUAAUGCCAGAGAGUGCAAGAGAAAAGAGGCGGAAUGGACUGAAAGCAGCAAGGAUUGUAAAGAUUAUUGUAUGCCACAGCCAAAGAAGUCUAAGAUUAUCUGGACCCCAGAGCUACAUGCCAAGUUCCUGCGUGCCGUCAAUCUACUAGGAGUUGAUCCUGAGCCAACUCGACUUGUAGAUGCCAGACCAAAGAAGAUACUUGAGUACAUGAAAGUGCCAGAGCUGAGCAAAGCCAAUAUCUCAAGCCAUUUACAGAAGCACCGUCUCUCUUUAACGAGACUGCGUGAGGAGCUCGAAAUGGCAGUGCUUCGAGGUAACAACGCUGCUUCGCCACAUUUCCGCCUACUGGAGGGAAGAAGUUUGUCUUCUUCCCCGGUGUCCUUGACAAGGAUAGCAGCAGCAGCAUCAACAUGCAAAACACCAACAUUUCACAACAAUACAAGAAGUACGCCCAUCUUGGGAUGUUCCUUCGGCUCCCACCAUCUUACUGCUCAAGUGGAUCCGUCAAGUCAGAUAAUAUCCCCUCGACCUGGGUUGAACAGCGUUUCUCUGGGCUCAACAACAUUGCAGCUUCGGCAGGAAUAUCUGCAGCCACAGCAGCAGGCUCAACAACCUGCGGAAGACUCUGAACUGGAGCAAAUAUUGUUAGCUUCAGUUGAAGACUUCCUUCUAGAUGAUCAGCCUGUAAAUUGA
Linum tenue is the source of this 4080-nucleotide messenger RNA. NCBI's taxonomy places the organism in Eukaryota, Viridiplantae, Streptophyta, Magnoliopsida, Malpighiales, Linaceae. The record is from the annotation of a GenBank genome assembly.